GAGACUCAGAGCUUGUCAGACUACCUGCCUUCAUGGUCGAACAUAAUAAUCUUAAGCUUGAAUGUUUAACACCUUGAUGGGAAAGGUGUCUCAUGGAAUGUUUUCUCAUCCUUUGAAUACUCUUCAUUUCAGAAGCUUUGCUUCUGCCGCAACCAAACAUGUCACUUAGUUUGCUAAGCAGGAAGGAGAAAGAAAGAGUAAUUCGCAGACUGUUAAUACAGGCUCCUCCAGGGGAAUUUGUAAACGCCUUUGAUGAUCUCUGUCUGCUUAUCCGUGAUGAAAAACUUAUGCACCAUCAAGGUGAGUGUGCAGGCCACCAACACUGCCAAAAAUAUUCUGUGCCACUCCGCAUCGAUGGAAAUCCAGUACUCUUGUCUCACCACAAUGUAAUGGGUAACUACCGGUUUUUUGACUAUCAGAGCAAACUUUCUUUCAAAUUUGACCUGCUUCAAAAUCAGUUAAGAGACAUCCAAAGUCACGGUAUCAUUCGGAAUGAGACAGAAUACCUGAGAACUGUUGUUCUGUGUGCCUUAAAACUGUAUGUGAGUGAUCACUACCCAGCAGGAAAUUGCAACGUGCUGAGAAAAACUAUCAAAAAUAGGGAGUUCUUGAUAGCUUGCAUUGAGGAUCACAACUAUGAAUCAGGACAAUGCUGGAAUGGUCUUUGGAAAUCUAAAUGGAUUUUCCAGGUGAACCCUUUUCUAACGUUAGUGACUGGAAGAAUUUUUGUGCAAGCUCACUUCUUCAGGUGUGUCAACCUUCAUGUUGAAAUCUCCAAGGAUGUGAAAGAAAGCUUGGAAAUAGUCAACCAAGCUCAGCUGGCUCUAAGUUUUGCAAGGCUUGUGGAAGACCAAGAGAAUAAAUUUCAAGCUGCGGUCCUAGAAGAACUACAGGAGCUAUCAAACGAAGCCCUGAGAAAAAUUCUACGAAGGGAUCUUCCAGUGACCCGCACUCUUAUUGACUGGCAGAGGAUACUCUCUGACUUGAAUCUGGUGAUGUAUCCUAAAUUAGGAUAUGUCAUUUAUUCAAGAAGUGUGUUGUGCAACUGGAUAAUAUAAAGGACUGCUCCUGGUAAUUGUCUCGA
Microcebus murinus (gray mouse lemur) is the source of this 1084-nucleotide messenger RNA. It is a transcript of the gene CAPZA3, whose product is annotated as capping actin protein of muscle Z-line subunit alpha 3. Gene Ontology annotation, biological process: barbed-end actin filament capping; actin cytoskeleton organization. Gene Ontology annotation, cellular component: F-actin capping protein complex; cortical cytoskeleton. NCBI's taxonomy places the organism in Eukaryota, Metazoa, Chordata, Mammalia, Primates, Cheirogaleidae. The record is from RefSeq and is a predicted model, not a curated record. Gene Ontology annotation, molecular function: actin filament binding.